Ectocarpus sp. CCAP 1310/34 is the source of this 1949-nucleotide messenger RNA. The record is from the annotation of a GenBank genome assembly. Lineage: Eukaryota; Phaeophyceae; Ectocarpales; Ectocarpaceae.
AUGUCCUCGCGCAUGGUACAUCUUUCUCCGCAGCAUUCCAUUGGAGGCUCCUACUUUGGCUGGGGUUGGCGAAGCCAAGCGGUGCAACGAUUGAAAAAUCAGACGCACGUCGGGACGCUCGCGACUCCCGGAGCACGCAGUGAAGGGGAGAAUGGUCUACAAUGCGAAAUACUUGGACUGCUACAGCAAGGGUGUCUUGGGCGGCGUGUCCUCAGAGAUGAGCAAGGGGCGAGAUCGGAGGAAGAGGUGUUUGUGCGUGGUGGUCUGUUGCUGAUGUGUGGGGAUGGACCCGGGCGCUCGAAAUGCCUAGGCACGAAGGCUCCGAACAACUUUUCCAAGUUCCCCUGCUCCUAUUGCAUGGUGAGCCAUGGCGACGACGAAACCGGCGGGGAUGUCGGCAACCCUCAGUUCGACAUCGACAAGCACCGGCGCACUUCGGGCCGGACGAUGGACGGCUUCUCCGAGCUGGAAGUGCUUGCGGAUGAUCCCCUCCAACAGGAGGAACGCUCGAAAGAGUUGGGUCUGGUUGCACCGAACGCGUCCGGACUCAAGUUACCUCUGUACCAUGCCAUGCGCAUUGUUCCGGGGGACCACGUACCCGUCGAGCGUCUGCACUUCGACGCGCUGGUCGGGGCUUUCUCGCAAAUGAUGGGGAGGACGGGAUCCAGGCCUACCAUCCACUCCAUGCUGCACGCCGUAGAAGCCAUUCGUCUGCACGGGGUAUGUCCGGAUGCGAGUACGGGGGAACACGCUCACCAAAUGAACAAGUCUGGAAAAGCUGUGGACUGCGGUAGGAUGCCGUCACUCCACAUGGCUAAGCGCGCGAACGUCAACUCCGCGCUUGUGGCGUUGUCCAACGGGCUGCCGUACAGAAUCACCAAGUACAACCGGAGUUCCAACGCCCACGAAGUAGUCUCCGUCAAACCUGGUGCUGGCUGCGUUCAGCUCAUGCAGUCGCUUGCGAGCUUCCUCGGACACGCCCGAGUGCCGACCGACAUUCAUGCCAAGGCUAUUCAAACGCCAGCACAGCUGAGAGGCCAAUUCCAGGGGUCUGCAGUUUGGACUGCUUCUCUGUUCAACGCCGGCGCGGGCGCGCCCGCGUUGAACGAGCAGCAGGAUGGUGGCGAAUGGCUUUCUCGCUUGAAGUCCAGCAAGUUCCGGCCCGAGAAUGCCGCGCUGCUGGGUAGGUACAGGAAGUUUUUCGCAUGCGACAUGGCAGGCGCAUGCUCAAACGUUCGUUGUCCGAACUGCUGGGUCGGAGACGACCUGGAAACGGUUACCAUCGAAUGCUCACGCUACCUCCGAGUGCCCAUGGCAGCGAGUUGCGGCGUUGGUCGUCUUAAGGGCGGCGAUGUCAAGUCCGCUGCUCAACCUGGGCCGCGUGACGACUGGGCACUCGGGAGUGGCGGUGGAGAUAACGUAGAAGUGCACCAGCAACCUUCCACGAUGGGCGAGGCGGGCCGUGUGGAUCCUCGGGACCUCAGCCUUGUGAAGGUUUUGUACUUCUUCCGCCACCAGGGGAAUCCGCCCCUCAUGGGCGGGGCCCCACCACCGCUUACAUGGUGGGUACUCGGGUAUGACUACACCGGGGUUCGUCACGGCAACGACCAAGCCCCCGACUCCGUCACCGGGCACCCGACGUUGCAACUUCGAGGUCGGGGGCGCCCUGUCGUGUACCCUGCUGACGCCAUUCAUAGGCAGGUGCGCCUCUACCACGCGUGUCCGUUGAGGGGCGAACAUGGAGCUGACGACAGCUCUCAAGUUUGCAAGGAAGAAGUGGUAGUGGGUGGUAGUUCCGGUCGGAGACGUGUUUGGCGCCACUACUUCCGCGAAUCAACGCCAGGAACCGACGGGUACGAUAGGUACGUGGUGAACGAAUGUCACCACAGCAUCAACCAAGACACUUUCAUCUGAGCACGUGAGGCGGUCAGAUCAUCCAGCUUUCAGAG